GCGAGAGCGGGUAUGUGGGCGGGAGGCCGGAGCAGCUGUCAGGCUAAAGUCCGGCGAGCGACGCGCGGGGACGGCGGGAGGAGACGCGGCGCCGGGCCGGGCCCUGGAGAUGGUCCCCGGCGCCGCGGGCUGGUGUUGUCUCGUGUUCUGGCUCCCCGUGUGCGUCGCAGCCCACGGCUUCCGCAUCCAUGAUUAUUUAUACUUUCAAGUGCUGAGUCCUGGGGACAUUCGAUACAUCUUCACAGCCACACCUGCCAAGGACUUCGGUGGUAUCUUUCACACAAGGUAUGAGCAGAUUCACCUUGUCCCCGCUGAACCUCCAGAGGCCUGCGGGGAACUCAGCAACGGCUUCUUCAUCCAGGACCAGAUCGCUCUGGUGGAGAGGGGGGGCUGUUCCUUCCUCUCCAAGACCCGGGUGGUACAGGAGCACGGUGCGCGGGCAGUGAUCAUCUCAGACAACGCAGUUGACAAUGACAGCUUCUACGUGGAGAUGAUCCAGGACAGUACCCAGCGCACAGCUGACAUCCCUGCCCUCUUCCUGCUCGGCCGAGAUGGCUAUAUGAUCCGCCGCUCACUGGAACAGCAUGGGCUGCCAUGGGCCAUCAUUUCCAUCCCAGUCAAUGUCACCAGCAUCCCCACCUUUGAGCUGCUGCAACCACCCUGGACCUUCUGGUAGAAGAGUUGGUCCCAUAUUCCAGCCAUAAGUGACUCUGGGCUGAGAAGGAGGAACCCAGGAAUUUUGCUAUUUGAAAUUUGGGGAUAGCAUUUAGGGACAAGUGAAGCCAGGUAGAAUAAAAGGGUUUGGGGCUUGGCUAGGCUGAGGGAAGCCACACCACUGGCCUUCCCUUCCCCAGGGCCCCCAAGGGCACCUCAUGCUACAAUAAGAGGCAAGAGCCAGGUCCCAGAGCUUCUGGCUAGAAUCUGGAACAAAAGGAGCUAAAGGCAGACAGCCUGAGAGCCAUCUGUGACCUGCCACGUCCCACCUGGUUCCAGCAUCCCCUACCCAGGGUCUCUUCACAGUGACCUUCACAGCAGUUGUUGGAGUGGUUUAAGGAACUGGUGUUUGGGGACUCAAUAAAUCCUCACUGACUUUAGCUAUAAAACUUCUCAUCAGGGUUGCAA
Lemur catta (Ring-tailed lemur) is the source of this 1122-nucleotide messenger RNA. It is a transcript of the gene PRADC1, whose product is annotated as protease associated domain containing 1. The coding region runs from base 110 to 676 and encodes 188 amino acids. NCBI's taxonomy places the organism in Eukaryota, Metazoa, Chordata, Mammalia, Primates, Lemuridae. The transcript has 5 exons. The record is from RefSeq and is a predicted model, not a curated record.